This is a messenger RNA of Mya arenaria, 2960 nucleotides long. RefSeq names its product torsin-1A-like. The record is from RefSeq and is a predicted model, not a curated record. The transcript has 5 exons. Bases 99 to 1085 code for a protein of 328 amino acids. Gene Ontology annotation, molecular function: ATP binding; ATP hydrolysis activity. NCBI's taxonomy places the organism in Eukaryota, Metazoa, Mollusca, Bivalvia, Myida, Myidae.
AGAUAUUACUCAUAUAAUUCCGCUGUAGUUUCGAUUUGUUUCGUGUAUAAAAUUGCAUUUUACUUACGAAAUAUGCAUGAGAUUUGAAUAAAAAGUGCAUGAUGUGGACCAAACAUUUGAUUGUGAUUAGUGUAUUGACAUUGUCCAGCACUGCAUCGGCAGGAUUUUUUGCGUUUUCAGCGUUUGAUGUGAUUACCUGUAGGUUCAAGGAAUGCUGUAAUGACAGAUGGAUUUCAACAAAUUUUACUGAUCUUUCACACACUCUGAGUUCAACGUUGUAUGGCCAGCAUCUUGUCACAGAGCCUGUUGUCAAGCAUCUUAAAGGUCAUGCCAGGGAGAAUCCCAGCAAAGCCCUUGCACUGUCAUUUCAUGGCUUAACAGGCACCGGGAAGAACUAUGUCUCCCGUAUUGUGGCAGAGAAAAUGUUCCGUAAAGGAAUGAAGAGUAAAUAUUUUCACUUCAUAUCAGCCACAAGGGAGUUCCCUCACUCAGAUAUGAUAUCAUUUUAUAAGGACAAGUUACGAGACAUUAUAGAACGAGCUGUAAAGGAAUGCCCUCGUUCCUUGAUUGUCAUUGAUGAGAUGGACAAAAUGCCGCCAGGAGUGAUUGACACUAUCAAACCAUAUUUGGAUUUCUAUGAAGAGAUUGGUGGUGUGGACUACAGAAAAUCUACAUUCUUUUUCCUCAGCAACACAGCGGGUACAGAUAUAGCGGAGCGGACCAUCAAGUACUGGUCAGAGGGUAUACCCAGAGAGAAUAUCAGGCUGAAAGAAAUGGAGGAGGUCAUAAGGCUCCCUGCUCUCAAUCAGAAAGAAAGUGGAUUAUGGCACAGUGAGCUCAUCACAAAAAACCUCAUUUCAUCCUAUAUACCAUUCUUGCCUCUGGAGCGCAAACAUGUGAAACAGUGCAUUCGAGAUGGACUUGUGCAGAGAGGGUUCUACUCCACCGAAUCGGUCAUUCCUGAUUCCAAAGUACAGGAGAUUGCAGAUGAGCUGAAGUACUACCCUCAGGAUCUAUAUGCAUUCUCAUCCACUGGGUGUAAACGAAUUCUUGACAAGAUUACAUUGGUCAUGGAACACAUCUAACUGUAAAUGGGCUUCAGUGUACAUGGUUUAUAACUCAGGGAGCAUAGUAUUCCAAAAACACUUCAUAUCGACAGACUCAGAGAUUUUCGAGCAUUGUUGUCUGGGAUUCCUAGUUAAUACGAAGAAAGGCUGUUAAAUAUGACACAUUGUGCUGCAAUAUAUGUAUUGUAGUGUUCAGACUAAUGUGUUUUUUUCCAGUGGGAUCGCCGAACAGAUUUACAUUUAAUCACUUAGAUCAGCUUUAACAAACAGUUAUUUAGAAGCUUUUGGUAAACUAAACAAUUAGCAUGCUGAAUGACUUAAACAAUAAGAUGCCCCAAAAUAAACUCUAACUUUUACUUAUAAAUACACAUUAUGUUGCAAUUAAUUGUUUUGUGUGUGUGUUUUAUAUUAAUUCAUAACUCCAGCACUAGCUUUUAGUUUAGUUAUUAAAAUAAGUAAGGAUAGACUAAGACACAGGUGAUGUCAUUAGAAAUAUAUCCUCUUUUGCAACAUUUAAGGAAUAACUAAUAGUAAACCAUUGUAUUGACUACUGAAAACAACCCAGCAGCAUUUAGAUUUUGUGGUUUUCUACGUAAGGCUUACCCUAAAAGCUUACCUUUAGGUUUCAAAACUUUUCCCAGUGGGAUUUCUACAGUGCCCUAGCCAGUAAAUGGGCUUUGGGAAAUUGGCAACGAUGGUUGUUAAAAUCAUUGAAACGGUUUAUUCAUGUAGAGAAAUGAUAUUUUUUAUCAUGAUUCACUAAAUUGAAUGGAAUUGGUUAAUUUAAUUGGCUAACUUGAACAUGGAUGUGGACUAAGAUUUAAUGGGCAUAAAAGAAACACUUUUCUGGGGACUUCUGAAAAAGCUGAUUUUCUCGAAAGGAAAUUUCGUUUUGUGAAAGAUUCAAAGAGUUUCUACUCAUUUAUUUAUCGACAAAGUGCUAUUUUGGGCAAUUAAUAUCAUUUUCCUGCAAUAUAUAUAUAUUUAUAACAUAACAUACGGCGCAGGAGUGAUAUAAUCACAUGCAAUAUUUUUCAUAUAUCAUUAGUGUAAUUACUAUGCAAAUUAGGUAACCGCAUCACAGAAAAAUGUAUUCAUACGCACUGUCAAAAAAAUGUAAACAAACAUUAAAAACGAUGUUUCAAAAGAAAUCAUGUCGGUGUCAACAAACUCAAUUCCACGAUGAAACACAUGGUGAAGAAGGCUGGGCUUAAUCCAAACAAACACCUCCCCGAUCACAGCGCCAGACAACACCUUGUCCAGAAAUUAAAUCAUUAUAUGAAUGACAACAAUGUUCCUGCGAACCAGAUUAUGCAAACAUCUGUACACAAUAACAUUGCAUCUAUAAACAAAGAUAGCCACAUAAAUCCAAAUCAAUACAAGGAAAUGUCUAGCAUCCUGUACUGCAGUGAAAAACGUGUCUACUUCCUUGCAAAAUGAUCAUUCUGGGUUGUUCAAGCAAUGCUCAAGCUGUCACAGUCACUGAUUCCACAUGAAUUCCCACUUUUUCUGGUGGAUUUUACAUUUAUGUAGCUCGAAUUCACGGAAAUGUCCUUGUGCACAUCCGUUAAAAUGACAAAAAUCCAAGCUGAAAUCGACCAGCUACAAAGCGAAUUCGCACUAUUGAAAGCGACUGUGACAGUGACUUAUGUUAAUUUCAGACUUCAUGUUUCUGUAGCUUUUUGCAUAUAUAUUAUAUUCAACCGCCAAAUGAAAUUUACACACUCGCGUGAUUACUUGUGACGUCACGCAGUUAUGACAUUGCUAUUAUUAUUGAUUUGCUUAAUGGAUUAAAAUAUGUAUUUAUGGUGUUUUAAAUUGAAACCUUUGAAAAUCGGUUUAUAAUUGUGACAUGAUUUAUGUUUUGUAUUGUUAAUAAAAUGUUUUUAUGUC